This is a messenger RNA of Clunio marinus, 789 nucleotides long. The record is from the annotation of a GenBank genome assembly. Lineage: Eukaryota; Metazoa; Arthropoda; Insecta; Diptera; Chironomidae.
AUGAUGAAGAUGAAUCGUCAGAUAAACUUAAGAGUGAAAGUGAUAUUUGUUCUGGGAUUAAUAUCUCAUGUUUUUGCAACACCAACAACGAUAACAGCACCACCUGUUUCAGAGAAUCUCAUCGAUCAUGGAAAAGAUGACUUGAAGAGUAUUUUUGGCCAGUGUUUGCAUAAGAAAAAUGUGUCAAAGUGCUUGAAAGAACGUGUUAUUGAUAUCAUAGAUGAAAUCAUUGAAAGUGACAAUCCGCUAAGCGUGAACGUAUUCAAUUUGAAAAUGUCGCUCAACAGGGAUCCACAAUUCAAAGUGAAUCCAUCGGAAAGUGAUACGAGUCGUUCGUUUGAUGAUAUUAUAAGUCAGAAGCUUAAAAGCCUUCUCGAGUCUCGUGUCAUUCAGGUGAAACUCUCAGAUGAAGAGGAUGAUAGUCCUACAGAUCACAACGAAGCUCGUAAAAAGAAGGAUGGAGGUGGAAAGCAUGGACAUAUGAUGAUGAGUGGCAUGGCUUUAAUGGCCUUCUUUGGUCAAUUGUUUAUGUCUAAAGUAGCGUUUAUGUCAGGUGCAGCUUUGAUACUUGCAAAGAUUGCUUUACUUUUCUCAGCUCUGUCUAGUUUGAAGAAAUCGGGUGGAACUGGAGGAAGUGAACACGUUGUUUAUGCCGCUGACGUCGGAAAACAAGGAUGGCAACGAAGUAUUCAUGCAAUGUCACCUGUGUUGGCACAGCAACAUCAGCAAGUUUCAGAGGAUUUAGCGUACCGAGGGCAUUCAACACUGCCAACUUAUGAUGGAGUAUAA